UAGUCUCGAUCGGCCACUGGAGGUUGUGGGAGGACAGACACUGGCAAUCACAAGCUGCAGGAGUGGUAUUGCCAGGCAGCACUGUACUGCGAGGGUAAGACCUACGAAGGUGUCUAUGGGGCUUGUAAGAAGCUUGCAGUUCUGCCUUUAGAAGGUUGGCAUGUUCUAUCAUUGACUUCGUUGUUGAGAAGUGGACCGAUAACCUAUGCGAGUGUUAGCCUGGCACUUCGGGGGUGGCACGACAUACUCUCAUGCUAAGACUUUGAGAGCUGGCCUAGAAAAGACUGCCGCAUGGGUGCGGACCUCUGAUAGCCCUUUUUUAGAGUCAAUCUGCCUCAGUAUUGCAUGUGGUACUGUCAUUGCUCAAUGAGGUUGAACUAAUAUUAAUAUUGUUCCUCUUGAAUGAAGUAUGGGCUCACGACAUUCCUGCAUACUGCACUCUCACAGGCAGGCUGCCAGUGCCCACAGUAGACUGUAUGUAGAGGAGCAG
Molecule: messenger RNA, 490 nt
Organism: Phanerochaete carnosa HHB-10118-sp
Lineage: Eukaryota; Fungi; Basidiomycota; Agaricomycetes; Polyporales; Phanerochaetaceae
Exons: 1
Coding region: 206-370 (54 amino acids)
Source: RefSeq, a predicted model, not a curated record